AUGGCAGACCAACGUCCAAAACGAGACACUCCCAACGCAGAUGACAUUGCGAACAAAAGCAUCGAAGAACCCGAACUGAACGAGGAGGAACUCGAUUCAUACAUCAUCUCCACGCCCAAGCGAAAGGACGAAAAGCUAGAACCGCUCACGCCAAAACGAGGGAACGGAGGAACAGACCUAAGCACUCACAAUCACAAUCAAGACACCCAAAUCGACGACAAAGCACCACCUACACCGUACUCCGCCACCAGCAAACAAGAAAGAAAGCUCACCAACCGCAUCAACAAACGAACCCCCACUCGCUGCUCCUCCCGAUCACCAGAACGUCUAGGUGCAUUCGGCAUGCACGCCCGCCGUCUCCGCAAGGGGCUUGCCUCCCCUUUGAAAUCGAAAGCGUGGGCGCAGGAGGUGAGCGAGAAGUGGGAGUAUCAGGCUGAGGACUUUGAGGCUUGGAGGGAUUGUGAGUUGGAUUGGUGA
Messenger RNA from Neohortaea acidophila, 477 nucleotides. RefSeq lists its product as uncharacterized. The coding region runs from base 1 to 477 and encodes 158 amino acids. The transcript has 2 exons. NCBI's taxonomy places the organism in Eukaryota, Fungi, Ascomycota, Dothideomycetes, Mycosphaerellales, Teratosphaeriaceae. The record is from RefSeq and is a predicted model, not a curated record.